AUGGUGUGUCGGCCAAUUGGUUUGUCGGCCAAUCGUUUAGCACUAUGGAAUCAAUACGACGCAACACUUGCAGAUUUGCCAAAAACAAACAACUCCGUCGAAGGUUGGCACAGAGCAUUUUCGUCAUUGUUAGGUGCAUCUCAUCCAACAAUAUGGCGUUUAAUAGACACAAUAAAAAAAGAACAAGGGUCAACGGAAAUAAAAAUCAAUCAAUUAAUAGCAGGGCAAGAACAGGUAGCUAAAAAGAAAAAAUAUACGAAGACAACUACACGGAUUAAAAAAAUUGUAAAUUCUUACCAUGAACGUAAUCUCAAUGAAUAUUUAAUUGGAAUUGCUCAUAAUUUACAAAUAUAA
Messenger RNA from Acyrthosiphon pisum (pea aphid), 354 nucleotides. RefSeq lists its product as uncharacterized. NCBI's taxonomy places the organism in Eukaryota, Metazoa, Arthropoda, Insecta, Hemiptera, Aphididae. The record is from RefSeq and is a predicted model, not a curated record. The transcript is spliced from 2 exons. The coding region runs from base 1 to 354 and encodes 117 amino acids.